CCGCCCCGGCUGCGCGCACGCGCGGCGCAGCGAAAGAUGGCGGCGGCCGCGCUGUGCUGGGCGCUGAGGGCAGCUCGGCAGGUUCUCCCCUCGCCCUGCACAAGGCAGGCGCGGAGCUACUAUGUGGACUGGAGGAUGCUGCGGGACGUCAAGAGAAGGAAGAUGGCCUAUGAGUAUGCAGACGAGAGGCUGCGGAUCAACGCCAUCCGGAAGAAUUCCAUCCUUCCCAAGGAGCUGCAGGAAGUGGCUGACAAGGAGAUCGCUGCCCUGCCCCGGGACAGCUGCCCUGUGAGGAUCCGGAACCGGUGUGUCCUGACAUCGCGCCCUCGAGGGGUUAAGCGGCGCUGGAGGCUCAGCAGAAUUGUUUUCCGCCACUUUGCUGACCACGCUCAGAUGUCAGGUGUACAGAGAGCCAUGUGGUAAUAAUCACCACGUGGAUGUGCAUUCAGGCAGAAGAAACAGACCAGGCUCGUUUGUGUGUGUGAUUAAAACAAGACUGUCCCGCCUCGGAGUCCAGCAUCAGUGUCAGUCUAGUAAGGGAAGGACAAAAAGUUGUGUGCUGAUUCAUUAAACUCACGGGAUUGCAACUGGUAUCAGCUGACAAGCAGCAGCACAACUGCACUGAACGGGCCUGGGUGAGAGGCAGUUGGGGAAAAAAGUCACUACGUGAUGUCUGCAAAGCUAAGCUGAGGUAUGUGCUAUGGGCAACAUUAGAAAUAAAGACAUACAGCACAA
Hirundo rustica (Barn swallow) is the source of this 735-nucleotide messenger RNA. RefSeq names its product mitochondrial ribosomal protein S14 (gene MRPS14). Gene Ontology annotation, cellular component: mitochondrial small ribosomal subunit; ribosome. The coding region runs from base 37 to 423 and encodes 128 amino acids. The transcript is spliced from 3 exons. Gene Ontology annotation, biological process: translation. The record is from RefSeq and is a predicted model, not a curated record. NCBI's taxonomy places the organism in Eukaryota, Metazoa, Chordata, Aves, Passeriformes, Hirundinidae. Gene Ontology annotation, molecular function: structural constituent of ribosome.